Sebastes umbrosus (honeycomb rockfish) is the source of this 874-nucleotide messenger RNA. Its product is annotated as fucolectin-7-like. Bases 64 to 480 code for a protein of 138 amino acids. The record is from RefSeq and is a predicted model, not a curated record. NCBI's taxonomy places the organism in Eukaryota, Metazoa, Chordata, Actinopteri, Perciformes, Sebastidae. The transcript is spliced from 2 exons.
CACAUUUUAUAACUUUGUCCAGGUAAUAAUAUUGCUAGAGGUGGAACAGUGACUCAGUCCUCCAUGAGUCAUAAUGGCGUCCCUGAAAGGGCCAUUGAUGGAAAUCGUGCAAACAUCUGGAGAUACAACUCCUGCACCCACACAAGAGCAGAACAAAAACCCUGGUGGAGACUGGACCUCCUGAAGACAUAUAAAAUCACCACUGUCACCAUCACCAACAGAAGAGAUUGUUGCCACACUAGGAUCAAUGGUGCUCAGAUCCGCAUUGGCAAUUCCCUCAAUGACAAUGGCAAUGGCAAUCCCAGUUGUGCUGUUAUUUCGUCUCUCCGUGCCGGGGCCACCGAAACCUUUCAAUGUAAAGGAAUGCAAGGCCGUUAUGUAAACAUUGUGCUUCCUGGAGCGAAAAAAAUCCUGACACUGUGUGAGGUGGAAGUCACUGGGACAGAAUCAGAUGAUUCCACUGAAUAUUCCUGCAACUGAGUCAGAAAUAAUUCCUCAUACUCAUGUCCACUUAAUUUUAAAGCUAAUCUACAGGUAUCCAUGUUUUGGUUUCUUUUCCUUCAAUGGAAUAUUUAUACUUAUGAUCAAUGACUGUUGUAGCAAUGUUUAAUUGAUGUCAAUUCAGCUGACUGCUAUUAACAAGGUGUAAUCUAUCUGGACAUAGAGUAGCCUUUAAACGCCCUAGUGUGUCCUGGUGUGUCCUGGCGUGUCCUUGUGUGCCCUGUGUCCUGGUGUGUCCUGGUGUGUCCUGGUGUGCCCUGGUGUGUUGCUAAAGAAAGAAAUAACUAAGUAUUGACAAAAUGUUUCAGAAAGUUUUCUCUGACUCAACCUUGUUAUUCGUGUCAUUUCUUUGAAUAAAUCAUUUAUAGAUUGA